GGUCACGUCGUCUGCGGCCGCCGGAAGGGGAAGUUUCGCCUUGGAACUCUCCCUCGCUUGUCCGAAUUCGGUGGCGCCACGUCUGCCGGUCUCCGCCUUCUGCACCGCGGCUUCGGCGGCUUCCGCCUAGACACCUUACACUCGCGGAGCCGGCCGCGUAGUGAGGUGGCCCAGGACGGCGAGCCGGGCGACUGUGUGCAUCCUGGCCACCUGAGCGGCGAAGAUGUCAGACAUCGGGGACUGGUUCAGGAGCAUCCCGGCCAUCACGCGCUAUUGGUUCGCCGCCACCGUCGCGGUGCCCUUGGUUGGCAAACUCGGCCUCAUCAGCCCGGCCUACUUUUUCCUCUGGCCCGAAGCUUUCCUCUAUCGCUUCCAGGUUUGGAGGCCAAUCACUGCCACCUUUUAUUUCCCUGUGGGGCCAGGAACUGGAUUUCUUUACUUGGUCAAUUUAUAUUUCUUAUAUCAAUAUUCUGCACGGCUUGAGACAGGAGCUUUUGAUGGAAGGCCAGCGGACUAUUUGUUCAUGCUGCUCUUUAACUGGAUUUGCAUCGUGAUUACUGGCUUAGCAAUGGAUAUGCAGUUGCUGAUGAUUCCUCUCAUCAUGUCAGUACUUUAUGUCUGGGCCCAGCUGAACAGAGACAUGAUUGUAUCAUUCUGGUUUGGAACACGAUUCAAGGCCUGCUAUUUACCCUGGGUUAUCCUUGGAUUCAACUAUAUCAUUGGAGGCUCGGUAAUCAAUGAGCUAAUUGGAAAUCUUGUUGGACAUCUUUAUUUCUUCUUAAUGUUCAGAUACCCAAUGGACUUGGGAGGAAGAAAUUUUCUAUCCACACCUCAGUUUUUGUACCGCUGGCUGCCCAGCAGGAGAGGAGGGGUGUCAGGGUUCGGCGUGCCCCCUGCUAGCGUGAGGCGAGCGGCUGAUCAGAACGGCGGCGGCGGAAGGCACAACUGGGGCCAGGGCUUCCGCCUCGGAGACCAGUGAAGGAGCCACCUCUGGCCUGCCCACCAGCUGCCCUGCUCGGACGAGGCUUCCCCUCUGUGCCAGGCGUACUUAACAACCACGCUCUAGCUAAUGCUGUUGGACCUGACCCACACUGAAUGUAGUCUUUCAAUACAAGACAAAUUUUUUUAAAUCCUGAAGAAAAAUAUGUGUUCCUUCAGUUUGAUGAUUCACAUUCAAGUCCUUACUGCUCUGAAGAACAAAUAUCAACUGUGCAGAUUUCCAAACUGACUAUAUUUUUUUAGUGUCUUCUCUUCCCUUUCCAUCUGAAUAAUGGGUUUGAACAGGUCCUCGUCUGCUAGCACCGAGCUGGUCACCCGGGGUUGGGUAACCAAACCCUUGUCAGGGGGACUCAUCUCUUUUCUGCACACAUGCCUCCCUCCUACUUUUCCCAGUCCCCAAAUUUGCAGCUAGAGGAGGUUCCCCACGCCAUGGUUCUGCCUUUGACAAGUUCUUUUAUUUAUCGACUUUUGCCAAGGCUUGGUCACAAAGAACUUGUUCACGCAAAUUUUUUUUUUCCCUUUGGUGGCAGAACUGUAAAAAUAGGGGAGAAGACUGGAGCAGUGGAUGAAGCACUUCCUCAGCUUUUGGAAUUGCUGCAGUGUUGACGUCAGUUGCAACCAUUUGCCACGUCUUCAGAUUUUUUUAAUAAAAGGCAUCACUGAGUCAGUGAGGGACACAGAUUUGUAUUAAUGAUGUCUGGAGCUUGUUGCUGGGGACUUUUUGCCCUAAGUUGAAUGAUCAAAACUGUUGUGGAGUUGCAUCUUGCAUGGGGGUUAGGUUAGGCUAUGGUGGACCCAGUGGCUGUGCACUGCAUUUAUAAGGCUUUGUGCGUACUCAGAGUGGUUGUGUUGUGUUGUGAGGAGGCUCAAAAUCAGUUUGUCACGGGGAGAUGCUCUCUCUGAGAAGCAUCUGGACACUGAUUCCAUUUCAUUUUCAUUUUGAACAUAUAUUCACUGAGUAGAAUGGAGGGGAGAACUUCCUGCCCUAUUUAAAUCGUCAUUUUUUUUGCCUUUUUUUGGUGGGGGUGGGGUGGGGUGGGGUAUGUGCAUCGGUUAAUUGGGAGGAAGGUGCAGCUGCUUUGUAAAUAGAUGAUUUUAAAGCUAACAUAAGCACAUGUAAGUGAAUUACAAGUAAAUUUUGGGUUGUGAUGGCUUUAGAAUCAGUUGUGCUUGAGGGUCUUUAUAGUUUUAAGUCGUGAAUGUGUAAGUUCUGAGGGUCAGACCAUCUUAAAUACCCACAGCUCCCUUUUCACCAGUGGGCUUUUUCCCUCAGAGCUAGGCUCAUCACCAAAUAAAGUUUUUUGAAGGCGACAGUCUUUUACACAUGUUUUAAUUCUAAGUUUUUAUUUCAUAAGCAAACUGCUAGGACCAGGGUUUAAGCAGUUACCCUAACUUUAAGUCAGCUAAAAAGGCUUUGAUCAUUUUGAUCAGUUUCUUUUCAGGAAGCAUUGUGCUCUGACAGUGUGACUAUUCUUUUUCCCACUCUUAAACAGUGAUGUGUGUGUGUGUGUAUCUCCUCUCCAUGUUUAAUUUAUGUGAUGAAGUAAUAGGUGGGGAGAGUCUGAACCUUGACUGUCAUGUGUUCUGCUGUGGACCUGUGGCCCCAAUAAAAUUUACCUGUUAGGUUUAGAUGCCAUUUUUCUUAUGUUGCAAGUACACUCCUUAACAGGAGUGGAAACUGUAAGCGGACUCGAAUGGUAAAUGAGGCCGAGUCUACAUCCUCUAGCAACUUGGACUGCCUGAAGGCAGUGGUUUAAAGGUUUACAAGUAUUCUUCAGAAUCUUCAGUUCAAGGCAGAAUGUUAAGUUCUUAAACACAUUUAGAAAGCUGGUAAUUUUCUUGAUUUUGUCUGGAUCACCCAUCUUAUUUUGGGAAUACUUUUAGCUAAGCAAGCCAUUUGAGUUUUGACUGGGCAAGGCAAGACAUGACAGUGGAGUCUAUGAAUGAAUGAAAAAAAAAAAUCCUUAUUUUGUAUAGAGAACUUCCCUUUUGUAACAAAUCUUUUUACUGGUAAAAAUUGGAAAUUAAAAUGUACAACUUGAAGGCUGUCUGUCUUAAGUCUCCGCAUGCCUGCUCUGCUGCCUCUUUUAGGUGUUACAUGAUUUCUGUCACCAGUCAUUGCUUGGUGGGUGGGCAUUUAGGAUGUUUCCUGUAUUCUUGCUAUUACAGUGACACAGCAAACAUUUUUGUACAUACUUUUGUCCAUGUGUUGGAGUCUAUUUGUAGGAUUAAUUCCUGGAAGCAGAAUUCCUGGGUUUUAAUUUGUACAUCCUUUUGUCCAUGUGUUGGAGUCUAUUUGUAGGAUUAAUUCCUGGAAGCAGAAUUCCUGGGUUUUAAUUCUUAACGAAGUGUAGGAUGCUUCAUUUAACUUUGGAUUAGAGACCUAUCUGACUAUGGUAAGCUUGAUGGCAUUUCUGUAGCUUCCACCUGUGCAUCUGAGUUCUGGAAUCCUGUAGGAUUAGUUUAAUCCCCUUUCCAUGUAAGAAUCCACAGAGACUUGAAGGCAGAUGCUCAUAGACAGUCCCUUUUCUGAUUCAUCAGAAGACGGGGAGAUGGGAAGGAACAGGGCUGUGCAUUCCUCUUCUGUUACUGGAGAAAUACUGAGACGUUAGAAAGGAGUGAGCCUGCAUAUAUUGAAGGACAGCACAUUGCUAACGUUGUGUUCCAAGCUACUUGUUGAGUAACACUGAUCUAAUAAUAGGAGAUGUAGCAGCUACCAACUGCUGUAUUCAUUGCCAACUCUGUUUCUGUGAGGUCCCUUCCCCUUCUAAAUUUUUAGAUUAAUUUAAUAGUCUGAAUCAACAAAUCUUAGCCUUUGUAAAAAGCCUCUCCUCUCUGUCCAGACUUUUCACUGCUAGGAUCAGAAAGCUGGCUGAGCAAACAUGCAUUUGCUGGGAGUUUACUUGUUUGCUUUCCAGAGUGAUGCUGGUGAUUUUAAUUGGAAUUGGGGGAUAGUGUGUCAUAUAAUUCCUUAUGUGAGUGAUUUAAGUCCUGGAUAAUUUUCUGUGUGCUUCCCUUAUUCUCACAAACAACUCUGGUAAGGUUGGAGUCCCAUUUUCAGGGGCUUGCCUGGAUAUUGAAUAUUAAUAUAACAGGAAGUUUAUGAAUAAUUAUAGCUUUCAGUCUGUGGUUUUCCAAUCUGGUACUAUAUGAGAACAUUUGAGACUUUUAAAAAUUUCAAAUUCCUUAUGUUGUUCCCAUUUGACAAAUCUUGAAAAUUUCUAGUGAUUCUGAUAUUUAGGUGGGUCUGGGAACCAAUGUUUAAAUCAACUUGUGAAAUAGGUAGUAUUCCCAUAUUCCAGAUAAGGAAACUUAAAGAGGUUGAGUUACUUGAUUAAGAUCAAGCAGCUAGAAGGUGUCAGACGAGAUACGAAUCUAACCCUGGGUUAAGACCUCAGCUUUAAGUUGCAGAAGCCAAAGCUCAGAGUUUGACAAUAAGUAAAUGGCAAAAAGAGAUUCUUGGUAUAGGCCGCAGGCAGGCAAGAAUAUUUGGAAACAUUAACUAAAGGUAUAAAUUUGGCUGUCUGUGCAUAGGAGGAAUUGCUCUGUGGCCUGACAGUAUAAAUAUAAAUAAAUAUAUAUGUGUGUGCAACAGGUGUCUGCUGAAUAGUGCCUGGACAGGUGCAAAUAGGACAUGGUUUCUGUCUUCAGGUUGUGUUUGUCCUCCAGAGGCAGAUACCCUGGUCCAGUAGGUAUCACACAUUUGUUGAAUAAGUAAACACAAGUAAUUUUACUACAAUUUGAUAAACUGCUAGGAUAGAAAUGAGUAAAAAAUAGUCUUGGACAGAAGGGUCGGGGCUUUGAAAGAUGGAUAAGAAAUUCCUUUGGGGCCAGGGAAAAGCCAUAUGUUCUAGGUAAAAGGAAUAGUGAGAACAGUAGCAAGGGUAGGGAAUUGUGGGAAAGGGGAGAUUCGUUGGGACUGGAUAUGUAAGGAGUCACAAGGAAAGAGACUAGAAAGGUAGACUGGGGCUUAAUCUCAGAAAGCUUUUUAUAUCUUAGCUUGAACUUCAACUCGUGGGCAAGGGGAAACCAUUGAAAAGGUUUUUGUGUCUGUUCUUUGAAAAAUAACUGGCUGCAGGAUGGAGGGAAGGGCUGGAGGUUAAGUAGAAACUGAAGGCGCAAUGGCCAAAUUUGAGUUGGUUGCCAUGGUACAGGUUUAAGGAAAGGGUUGACCUGAACCAAGGCGGUGGGACAGGGAGCUGGAGGCUGGAUUGGAGAGAGCUCUCUGAGAGCAAAUUGCGGGGAACUCAGGAGGGAGAGGAAGGCUUAUGCUCAGGAGUUUCCACUGGACAUUAGGACACAAUGUAAGCUUCCCAAAGAAACAAGGCUAGUUAGAAUGUUAUUUCUGGGUAUUGUUGGUGCAGCACAUUGGAGAUAAUUGGGUGCUGGUGGACCAGCCUGGAAACCAAGACCAUUUGUAACCGUGUUUCUAUGGGCAAAUUAGUUAUAAGCUCCAAACCCAUUAACUUGAAAAUGCCCUUUGAGAGCACCAUCUCUUUCUGAAGUGGGGACAGCUUUGCAGAGGCCCUGGUGAAGGAGGAGCAGUUCUCUUAAUUACUGCUGCCCACCCUUACCACAAUCCUUCAGGUCCCAGCUUAAACCUUGUUUCAUCAAAAGGCCUGUCUGGAUCUCUGGGCUAGAUGAGACGUCUCCCCAUAUGGUCUGCUGGCCCCUUGCUCUCUGCUUUGCGAAACUUAUUACACCAAAAAACCAUUUGCUGCUUCUCUCUCUCUGGUGGUCUGGAAGUGUCAUGAGGGCAGGGGCUGCAUCUUAUUCAUGGCUGUAUUCCUGGUGUACAGCACAGUGCCUGUCUCUUACAGGUGCUUAUGUGUUUGCUGCACUGAAUUGAAAUUUGCACCAGGUCAUAGGUUGGGGAGGAAUUCGGCCUGUUUAGGGAGAGAGACCAUGUCCUGGUCUCCCAGGAGCCUUAAAGGGUUUGUUGUUGUUGUUGUUCAUAUAAGGGAAUACUAAUGCUUAAUAUUCCCUGAAGCAGAGUAUUAGGAGAGGUUGGAGAUAUUGGGAAGAAAGGACUCAAGAUUAAAAUACUUUUUAAAAAGCAGCUAAACAGCUUACAUCUACAGUGUUUAAUUACCUGCUAACAGGUGUGAGUACUUUGGGUGAUUUGGGCAAAUAGACAUGGUAUAGGUAAGAACAUUUGGGAAGAUUAAUUGUGGGUAUAAAUUUAGCUUUCUCUUCAGGGGAAUUCCGCUGUGGCCUGUACAAAUGCAUGUGUGUUUAGAGAGAAGGAGAAACCCUGCCACGUCAUUAGGGCCUCAGAGACCCAGGUACAAGGCGUAAGGUUCAAAAACCUUAAGAAAUGUUUGCCAAGCUCUUGGUACUCCUUGUCAUCUGGAGCCUUCACCUGACCCAGAUACAUUUGAUCUCACUCAUCUUUGUCAACCAGCUGGCCUUUUCCUCAGGGCUGGCACUGAUGCAGUGAGUGUCCUUAUUAUUUAAUGGCAUUCACUGCUUCUUAAGGGAGGCUUUGGAUUUUGAUUGUGACUGUCUUGAUACAGAAGUAGUAAACCUGGCUUUUAGGAUGUAAGAUAAUCUGUUCCCAUGGGCAGACCUUCAUCACCUUUAGACCAAAGAUUCUUCCUAUUGGAGAGGAGAAAUUGGGACUUUUCAUAAUCCAUGUGUCAGAGUUCUUUGAUCACAGGUACCCAAAAAGGACAGUGGCUGUCUUAAGUAAAAAAGGGCAUGCAUUGGAAGGAUGUAGAAUAGCUCAGACUCCAAAGACCUGCUGAGAAAGCUGACGUAGGAACGGUAGAGUUCUGGAGAGUCCCAGGGAUCCAGGUUGCAGGAACUGAUCUCAUCAGAUCUGCUGAAAUGAAUCAGGUCCACAUUUUUAUUCUAUUCAUGUAACGCUGCCUUUAGAAUUCAACUCCCAAUAAUUGACUUACUAUCCUAGUUUGGACCUUGUGUUUUUUCCCAUGGCUACGAAUUUAGGGGAAAACAUUUGAUUGACAGUCCCUCCCAUUAAGACUAUCCAUAAUGAGGGACGGGUAAUUUUCCAAAAGGAAAUCCGGAUAUGUUUGCCAGAAGAAGGUUGAAGUGGAUGCUGGAUGCCUAAAAUCCCCCACUGGCCCACCAAAAUGUGUAAACUACCUGUGACUGGCCUGCCAGGAGCUCUGUCUUUACCUUUUUCAACCCAUUACCUAGACAACAUUUCGUCCCAUCUCUUUGCUGAAGCUCAUCUACAGCACAUUAGCAAGCAAUGUAGAUUUUGCGGAAGAUUUGGGAAAGAGAUAGUGGAGAGGGUGGACAUUGAACAUCACAAGUGAAGUCCACUUGAGAGCACGGCUAUGUCUUGUUCACCAUCACAUCCCUCAUACUUAGCACAAAGUAUGGCAUGACUAGACUCUGAGAUAAAUGUUGAAGGAAUGAAUACAUUUUUUAACCUAAAGUCUCUUUAGCUAUGAAUCAGUUCCCUCCCAUUCUCUCAACCUUUCCCUUAUGUGGCCUUUCUGUCCCCUGGAAAGUCUUGGUCAGUGGAGCUCUGGCCCUAAACCUCUAUGCUCAGCAAAACAAAAGCCUUGCAGUUAAUCAGGCCUACCUACCUUAGAAAGACAGACUUACCAAAGUUAUUUGCCAGAUAUAAAGCAAGACUAGAUCAGGGAAGCAGGGGAAUUCUAAGACUCAUUUUGUACAUACUAUUCAGGAUUCUGAUAUGCCCCCUUUAGUGGGUUGAAUGGUGGCUCUCAAAAGUCUAUGUCCAUGUCCUAUUUCUUGGAACCUACAAAUUUUACCUUAUUUGGGAAUAGAGUUGUUAUUAAGUUAAGAAUAUUGAGAUGAAGAGUUCAUUCUGCAUCAUCCAGGUGGGCCCUGAGUCCAGUGACAAGUGACCUUAUAGGUGACAACAGGGGAGAUUUGAUAGACCAGAGAGGAGAAGACAAGACACACAGAAGAGAAAGUGAUGCGAAGAUGGAGGCAGAGAGAGGAAUGAAGUAGCCGUAAGCCAAGCAAGCUAAGGAACUCCUGAAACCACCAGGAGCUGGAAGAGCCAAGGAAUGGAAUUUCCCCGAGAGCUUUACCGACACCUAGAUUACAGUCUUCUGGCCUCCAAAACUGUAAAAGAAUAAAUUCCUGUUGCUUUAUGCCA
Molecule: messenger RNA, 8101 nt
Organism: Choloepus didactylus (southern two-toed sloth)
Lineage: Eukaryota; Metazoa; Chordata; Mammalia; Pilosa; Megalonychidae
Gene: DERL1
Product: derlin 1
Exons: 8
Coding region: 224-979 (251 amino acids)
Biological process (GO): endoplasmic reticulum unfolded protein response
Cellular component (GO): endoplasmic reticulum membrane; Hrd1p ubiquitin ligase ERAD-L complex
Molecular function (GO): misfolded protein binding; ubiquitin-specific protease binding
Source: RefSeq, a predicted model, not a curated record